CAAAAUAUUGAUCUAACCUUCUUUUCAAAAAGAGCAAGUUCUCCGUUUCCCUCCAAGAUCGCACUUAGUCACGUGCGUUUGUACUGAAUGCAGAUGAAGCAAAGUUUUGGUAAGCAUAUUAUCGGGAUUUCAUAAACGUAUUUUAUAACCCCACCCUCAUUUAUUUAUUUUUUUCGGCGGAUUUCAAACUUUCAACCGUAAAUUAAACCUUCGUAAGGAUAUAAAUGACAGUAAUAUCAUAUCUGACCAUACAUGUCUAACCUGAAUUCAAAAGUCUCCUCGUUAAUUUUAUUUGCUCAUGUCAGGGUUAUUUGAUAAAAAAACAAGGAAAUAUGAAGGAAAUUGUAUUUUUGAUCCUCGCCGCUGCUCUACUUGGCACUGCUGGUGAACACGCAUUUUCUGAUAGUGACGCUCACCAAGAAAGAGAAGAUUGGUUAUACAACAAUUCGAUGGAAACUUAUACUGUGAUGUUGACAGAAAGAAACGGGAAAGAUUCAGUUCGUGGUCCAUCGUUGAACGCCCAGGGUGAAUCUGUCGAUAGUUGGUAUGAAAAUGCUACAUCACCUGCUUCAUUUUUCUGGUACUGGCAACCAAUUUCCUGGUCAUGGUGGGUGAUACUACAGAUGAUUUCAGCACUUCUUGGCAUCGUUGGCAACUCUCUUGUCAUCACAAUCCUGUUCCAGAGACGUACGAAGAGUAGGUCGACGGACACACUGGUUGGAGCCCUGGCAAGUGCGGAUCUUUUCACCUCGAUCUUCAUGGUGCCACUGCCUUUUCCUCUUCGAGUUCCAUCAACGGCUCUUGGUGAGUUUUACUGCAAGGUAGUUUAUACCUCAUUAUUCAUGUGGGUAUCGGUGAAUGCAUCCAUUGUGACUCUAACUUUCAUCCCUAUCGAACGUUACAUUGCCGUCGUGUACCCAUUCCGUUGCAAAGAACUUCUCUCACGCAGGAGAAUUUCAACUGCCAUCGGCUGCAUCUGGUUCGCGGGAUUUAUGCUGAAUUCUUUCCUGUUCUACAUCUCGACGGUUGACCCAUCUACCCAGCACUGCAGCGUGAUCUAUCCGAGAGGGAUGCAGCUCGCGAUGGGCGUGGUCCUGUAUCUAAUUGAGUUUCUUGUUCCUGCGAUACUGACCAGUGCCUUCCAGUUCUUGACAGCGCGUGCCCUUCAUCACCAGGCACGACUACACCUCGGUGAGUCCAAACAGCUCGACAGGUCCAACCCAUCCACUCGCCAUCUCAUGGCAAAGAAACGUGUCCUUCAGACGCUCUUCAUCGUGGUCCUACUAUUCCUGAUAUGCUGGGGACCGUCUAAGACUCUCUACCUUGGCUUCAAUCUUGGAAUCAUUCCAGAUUCUUAUCCUUACAGCCCUUUCAAUCGUGCUCUCACUAUCCUAGGAUUCUGCAACUCUUGCGCCAACCCUAUCAUCUAUACUGUCCGCUACCCGGAAUUCCGCAAGGCCGUUCGAGAGCUAUUUACCCGAGCUCAGCACACCGAUGCCCCACUGUUUGGUGAUAGAGAGAAGCAACUAUCAAGUGACUCUGCACAGAAUCAAAGUGCGUAGUUUUUUUUAAUGUUGAUAUCAAUAGGCGUGGAUUGGUAAAAGUGUAAAAAAAAACACAACAAAUUACUAAAAUGUGUAGAGCCGUAGAGUAUCAUGCGUUCACAGAAACACUAUUAGAGCAACGCCUGUUUAAUUUUGGUGACCAAACAUAGUACUACUGGCAAAGGAUACUUUGAAUGAAUUGAUUAAUUCUUUCUUCUUUUUUUUGCUUCUACUUGUAAAUAGAUUUACACAUCCUUGUCGUUUGGUAUUAGAGCAACGCCUGUUUAAUUUUGGUGACCAUACAUACUACUGGCCAAGGAUGCUUUGAAUGAAUUGAUUCAUUCUUUUCGUGACUCUAGAGGAAUUGUGGCUCAGUGGAGAAGUCUCCUUUGAAUCUCAAGGUCCGGGGUUCGAUUCCCACCGCAGGAUAUGCCAUUUGUUUAGUAAUGGGUCUAUAUCUACCUUUGCCUCUCUCCACCCAGGUGUAGUACAUGGGUACCAGGUAGAAAGAAAUUAUUAGAAUGCUCGAGCUCCCAACAAAAAGUAGCGCCGUGCUAAUGCUGGAAUAGUGUUAUGCAGCAAUUAGAAACACUGUAUUAAACGCUACCUGUAUAAAUGUUGCACAAUACUAUUAUCAUUAAUAUAAACAAAUAUCAUGAAUAUUGUCCGCGGAAAAUAAAAUAACAGCUCACAAGCUUUAAGUAUUGUACACUUUUUUAAGAACGAGGUAGGGUUUUUACCCACGGACAAUCAUGGAGAGUGAAAUGUUUUCUUUUCCUAAUUAUAUAUAGUUCAUUUCGAAACGUAUCCUGCAUAAAUAACCGUGAACAUGUCAAGCAAAGCACGAUUAUCAUAUCGCAAAAUUAAAUGUGAUAUAGAUGUUAUGAAUUAGUUUUUAAUUUAUUGGAUGAUGA
Molecule: messenger RNA, 2458 nt
Organism: Lytechinus variegatus (green sea urchin)
Lineage: Eukaryota; Metazoa; Echinodermata; Echinoidea; Temnopleuroida; Toxopneustidae
Product: galanin receptor type 1-like
Exons: 1
Coding region: 333-1562 (409 amino acids)
Biological process (GO): G protein-coupled receptor signaling pathway
Cellular component (GO): membrane
Molecular function (GO): G protein-coupled receptor activity
Source: RefSeq, a predicted model, not a curated record